AUGACCAUAGCCCUUCGUCAAGACUAUGUCGAAGUCAACAUUCAGGACGCGAAAAAACAACGAACACUUCUACCAAUUGCGGCUACGCGGAACCACAUCCAGAUUGUCCGUCUUCUGCUCGCCGACAGCCGCACCGACGUGAAAAUCCCGGACGUCUACGGUCAGACGCCGUUAAAUGGCGCCAUCCAGGCCCGGCAGGCGAGGCUACCUGUUGCUGCUCUCAACAAUCGGAUUAUCCCUAGCUGCUGUGACACCAGUGGAUGCACCAUCCUUCAUUUGCCGCAGAAGCCGGCCUCGUUAGUGUUUCCCGCUGCUUGCUGA
Molecule: messenger RNA, 321 nt
Organism: Aspergillus pseudoviridinutans
Lineage: Eukaryota; Fungi; Ascomycota; Eurotiomycetes; Eurotiales; Aspergillaceae
Exons: 1
Coding region: 1-321 (106 amino acids)
Molecular function (GO): protein binding
Source: RefSeq, a predicted model, not a curated record